Molecule: messenger RNA, 2340 nt
Organism: Xylaria bambusicola
Lineage: Eukaryota; Fungi; Ascomycota; Sordariomycetes; Xylariales; Xylariaceae
Exons: 3
Coding region: 1-2340 (779 amino acids)
Source: RefSeq, a predicted model, not a curated record
AUGGCGUACUUUGACCUGGAGGCUCGGUCACGGCAGCUCAACGCCGAGAUAUUGUCCAAGUUCCAAGGCACUGCAAAGAUCGCCUCGGACUGUCUCUUCUUCGACCCAGAAGGGGAGAUGAACAAGGAAAAGACCAACCGCCUUGUCGACAUCUUCAAGCGAGAAGGAUGCGAUCGCUUGAGCGACAGCCAUGCCAUUCCCGGCAACAUCACCGCCAACUUGCUCUCGGCAGCGCUGCGGCACUCCAAUCUGAGUACGGCUGAUCUACGCGGCUCCGAGCCACCCGUCCUCCGCCUUCCCAAGGGUACGCACGUCAGCUGUCUUCACGGGAAGCACCGCGUCGAGGCGCUUCGCCGAUCGAGACACCUGUCUCCUUGGUGGACGGUCAAGCUGUACGUAGCCGGUGCUGACCCUUUAGAUCUUUCGCCAAAGGCCGUCCAGCUGCUGGCUGAGAGUUUCGCCAACGAAGGCCAGUUCUCAGACGGGCAUAUAGUGGUGAAGAUACGUAGUUACCCUCCAGGCUCAAUCGACGCGAAUCGAUGGUGGACAAGGCUUAGCAAGAGCAAACCCGAAAUACUACGGAGAUUACUCAAGCAUCCGGGACUCGGACCUGCUCUCGGGCUCGUAUUGCAGAUCCCGGGCCUACGUUCUGGGCUUCAGCUGGCCAUCUGGAAGAAGAUCAUGGCAGAAAACGCGGUAGAGGAAGUCGUCCACUAUCUCAAGCAUAUAUACGACACAUGGUGCUAUAUAAUGGGGUCCGCGGCCGCGCUUGAACUCGUGGACAGCGAUACAGUUUCUGAACUCGAGCUCCGCGUCCCGGGCAUAUCUUAUUCCGACGAUUUUUACGUUUCGAAUGCACUGCGGACGAAUGCGAUAUUCAGAGACGUUACCGAUGAUCUUGAGAAGGAGAGAAUUCUGCAAAGACUGCGGCAGGUCAACUAUUUGAUUCCGACAAUUCAUACAUUACAGCAAGACUUUAAAUACUUGCGACAAUGUACGAGUGUUAUGAAGCAGCUUAUCUUGGGAAAGAACCGACUCCCUGUUUCUGUUCAAACAAUAGUUUCUAGUGCAUAUAAGUCCGAUACGAAGCCGGAUCACGCAGCACACUUUCUGGAUAGUAUGAAAGUUCUCUACCUUGCUAUUAUGCAGAACCUCGUAGAACUCUCGGGCGAGGAUCCUUUAAAGGAAGACGAUGAGAAGGACCCGAAGACACGUCCGUAUGAUCAAAGAGCCUGGCAUCAAUUAGCACACCGAGCCCGAGAAUUAGGGUUUAGUUCGGACGAGAUCGUCCGUUUAUGUUCCCUAGAUUCGGAUCGAGAAAUGGCGAGGAGGGCGUUGCUCGAUGCCCGACCUCUACAGCAGUUUGACUAUGGACAGAACUUGGACAGCUUGAUAGCUACCAUGGUUAGAUGCUUUAACCAGGCACAGCCAGCCAUGUAUAAAGAUACCUGUUUGGCACUUACUACCUCACAUGUAGGGGAGCCGAUCAAGAGACGAUGUGGUCGCCAGUAUUCGAAAGCCUAUUCCAACGACCGGCUCUAUAUCACCUUGGAUAACUUUACCAGUCGUCUACAGAAGGACGCCGAUAUCACGUCUCUAUUCGUCCGGAGAUCCGUGUUUCACGCGUUUUGGGGCGGGCGUGAUGAUGAGCAGAAUACCGGCCAUACUGACUAUACCGAACAGCAUGGCGUGAAUAGCAGGGGCACCGAUGCACAGGAUCAGCAAAUGCCAGAUGUGAAUGGGGAUGGGGGCUCUAACCAGGACGCUAAUACACAAGAUUGGCAAAUGUCGGAUGUGGACGACGAGACAGGUCAAAAUACAAAUAACCCUGACCCUACUAGAGAGGUUUCCGCGCCGGCUCCUGUUCAAGAGCGUGAGAUGAGAGAUCGGCCGGUGGCUGUACGUCGUAAGACAAUAAUACCUCGGCAUAAAUCACGGCGCCGGAUCCGGAUACGCCAGUCAAACAAGAAAAAUAAGGCGCCUAAAAAUAUUUCUCCAGAGACACCACUGGUGGGCAGAAGCUCAGCCCUUACCACCUUUGUCUCGGGCCCUCCCAGAUUGGAGUUACAGGAUACAAGCCAACCGGCCCUUCUACAAGACAGUCGAAAAAUGAUGAUUCUUAUGCGACGAGACGGAGAGUGGGAAGAUGUUAAAGAAUGCCGGCGUUGUUCUGUUAUCGACGCUAUAGAACAGGUGCGAGAUGAUAACCCAGAACAAGAUUGGUUUUUAUAUGACAAAGAUGGCCGAGGUAUGAGUGUAGAGCAGUGUCUUACCCACGAGGAUGAUUUUAUAUGUUUAAACACAGAUGAAAACGGGUUUCCAGCAGAUCUAAUCUUAUAA